GUUCCCUGCUACAGUCGGAAAUCGGCCAGCGUGACGACAACACCGAGUCUACGAAUCGCGCAUUCUUUAAGAUACAAUCCAACAGUUAAUUCGUGUAUGUCUUUCGUGAAAAUAGUCAAUUAACCAUAAUAAUAAUAUCACAAAUUACACCAUAUAUAUAUGUGUAAUAAUUAAACCUACAUAUUAAUGUGUACACCGAUUUAAAUUAAUCAUUGAGUUUAAAUAAAAAAAAGAAAGGACAAUUUUAAAAAAAUAACGUGCCGCGAGUGUUUGUGUUUUUUAAAAACUGUUUAUUCAGUAGUAUCGGUAAUUAGUGUUACCGUUAAGACAAUUUAAUAUUUAUUUUUACUUAAGUAAAUAAUAAAACUACAAAAGUAGUUUUAAUUUAAGUUGAUUUGUUUAUUUAAAAAUAGUAUUAUUAUAAUUAAUUAAUUAUUAAAUAAAAGUGAUGGCGAGUUUAUCAAGUGGGCGACCUGCGGUCGUUGCAAUUCUUAUGCUGCAUCUAGCGUGGGCUAAUGCAGCAUCACUAGAAAUUUUACCUUAUGGUGAAGUCCAAUCUAAACCCAGUGGAUCAAACCUUUUCCUUACGUGCAAAUUAACUGGCGUUAAUGAUCCCAGCUUAGGAAAUAUUCAGUGGUUGGAUCCAUAUAACCGUGUUAUUGAAUUACGAAAUCUCGUCGUGUUGGCGAUCGACAGCUCGUUCACAUCCAAUGAUAAAACUGGGAAUCCAAUAGUCUACACAGAAAAAAAACCAGAAGACAACAGUCUUUCACUGUAUUUUAAUCCACUGAGAGAAGAUCAAACUGGUCAGUACACUUGUCUCGGAAACUAUGCGCUCACUGAGACGUUCAACAAGACUGUAAAGGUUCAAACAAUUGACGCCAUUACAUGGGUUGACGCUCCAGAAACUCAGCAUGCAAUUGUCGGUAAAGAGUACAAAAUAAAAUGUCAAGUUAGUGCUCGACCGGCUCCAACAGUCGAUUGGUAUUUAGGCUCAAAAUCUAUUUUAACUGAUGAUCAUUACAUCGUAGAAACUCACGCAUUAAAAAUCAAAAGUGUAAGCGACGAUGAUGCCGGCACAUAUAUUUGUCGCGCGGCCGUAUUAGAAACCGGUGAACUUGAAGAACGCUACAUUAAACUAAUCGUUUAUGAAGAACCAAAACUUCAAGAAGUAAGUUCUGAAAUCGAAAUAAUUGAAGGAAAAACCGCAAGUAUAACUGUUUGUAAUGCUACUGGAAAACCACCACCAGCUUACUCAUGGAUAAAAACAAUCAAUCAAGAAAAUCUUACAACGGUAAACCGUUUUGGUGUAGAUCGUGAUACUGGAGUUCUUACCAUCACUGAUGUACGCCGUGAAGACAGCGGCGAGUAUCAGUGCAUAGCUGAAAAUCCAGCAGCCUCAGCAAAUAUAAACAUACGAGUAAAUGUUAUCGAAAAACCUAAAAUAAUGGAAUUUAUUAACAGAACUCAAGCUGUACAAAAAGACGUUGAAAUAACAUGCAAAGCUUAUGGUCGUCCACCACCAGUAGUUGUCUUCAAAAAACAAACAAACGACAAACCAUUUAGUAAAGGAAUUCAAUCAAACGAUGAUCGUAUUGAACUUACAAGUAUUGAAAAUGUUGCUAACGGUGAAACUGUUGCUGUUCUAUCAAUCCGACGUGUAUUACGUGAAGACGAUGGCAUUUACGAAUGUAUAGCUACCAAUAAAGUAGGCUCUAGUUACAAAAAUGGACACUUGACUGUUGAAUUCCCGCCGUCCUUUGCCUCAAUGACGAAUCAUUCAGUUUGGUCGUGGGAACGUAGGCCAGUUAAUCUAACCUGUAUCGCCGAAAGUAUUCCCAAUGCAACAAUCCAAUGGUACCACGGCGAACGUCCCAUUUUACAAACAGAAUUGGCUACUUCGGAAAUUUAUAGGCAGUAUGGUAAUGGACCUAUCAGCACUCUUCGAGUUACCCCAGUUGACACCAGAUACUACGGACAUUACCGUUGUCAAGCUAAAAAUGUUCAUGGUGAAGCAAUUCAUACAAUCCAAUUGAAAGAAGGCAAGAGACCAGAUACUAUUCCACAAGCACGUAUGUCCGAAAUCACAGCAACGACAAUAGCAUUCAAUAUUGAACCGCCAUCAAUGGAACCAGAGUUGCCAGUUAAAACCAUCACUGUACAAUAUCGGGAAGUCAACCAACCAUGGAAAGAUGCAUUGAACAAAACAUGGGCAUUAAACUCGCCAUAUAUUUUGGAACAUUUAAAACCAGCAACUACAUACUUAUUCCGUUUCCUCGCGACAAAUGACGUAGGUCCAGGUAACUGGGGCGCACAGUUUGAAGAAAAUACGCCUAUGAGAACAGUACCAAAUUCCCCGAAAUUCCAGCCAAGAACUGACAAUCCUAAUUACGACACUUCAUUGUACAGCAAUCAGUACGAAAUUAAUUGGAUAACGCCGCCAGAUAAUGGUGAACCAAUAGACAAAUAUGAAAUCCAUUACUGUGAAAUAAAACGCGUUAAUGGUGAAUGGGAACAACAAGACAACACGUGUGUACGCGAUGAAAUAAAAGGACAGAGAUCUAAACAUUAUAUCAAAAAUCUUAAUGCCGAUACGUAUUACCGCGUCGAGCUUAGAGCCCACAAUGUCAUCGGCUUUGGAAAGACCGAGGUCAUACAAUUCAAAACAGCUAAAGCCCAAAGUACACCAGUACUUCAUCAAGGACCUUUAAUAUCAAGUGCUGCUAUCAUUGGUAUUAUCAUUGCGAUUUUAAUCCUCAUGUUGGUUCUCAUUGAUUUAAUUUGUUGCUGCACACAUCGAGCAGGUAUUAUUUUCUAUGUAUGUGAAAGAUCACGAAGAAAACCCAUUGAUGAAGAGGAUGCGAAAUUAGGAAGUCUUUACGGUUGGCGGUUUCCAUUGCCAUAUUGUGAUCAAAAAAUGGCAAAUGUCGCGGGAGUUACGGCCAUCCAAGACUCGGGUAGUGGAAAGAGUACCAUUAAGUUGGUAAAACAUUCCUCCAUAGAAGAAAAAGAACCACUUAAAGAAGAGAAGAAAAUAACACCAAUAAUCGACUCUGGUUUAAGACGAGAAACAUCCAUCACCUUCGAUGGCAAACGAUCAAUCUCAAAGACUGGCUUUGUGGGAAAAGAUUCGGCCGUCUAGAUAUUCUUCCGGCGUACUAGAUUAUAAAUUUUUAUUAUUUUAUCCCGCCACAAGUAGUGACGCGUUAAAGUAUGUAAUAACUAUUAAAACAACCAAAAUAAUUAAUUAAUUAAUUGAUUAAUUGAUUGAUGAGAAAUUUUGAAUUAACAAAAUAAAAUUUCUCUCAGCUCGAAAAAAUUCCUACACCUGCCAUAAAUAUUUUAAUUAAAUAAUAUAUUAAAUAAAUAAAUAAUUUUAAAUUAUUUGGUACAAAUUUGACAGCUGCAUUUGCUGUAAAAAAAGGUAAUAAUAAUAAUAGAAAGUAUUAGAGAAUUUUAUUCCCCUUUGCAGUUUAUCCUCUUAUCCACAAUGUAAUCAGAUCAUUCAAUUAAAUCCGCCCCACGUACUUAAACUUAAAAAACUAUUUAGUUAUAAAACUAUUUACUGAUGUGAGUAAUUGAUACUUAUGCAUAAUGUUUUAUAAUAAAAUACAUAAAUAUAAUGUGUAGAUUUACGAGCUAAUAGUAGUUAUUAUAAUGCUUUCAAUAAGCUUUUUUUUAUUUUAAUCUCGUUAAUGUAACUGACGCCGAUCUAGUACGCUGGAUAUUAUUUAUUAAAGACGAUCUAUAAAUUUUAAAAUUGAAUUUGAGUAGGAUUAUGCAUGUAAAUGGGGCGAAGUUCAACGUAAAUAAAUAAAAAAAAAUAACAAACUUGAAAAAAAAAUCAUGUGAUGACUAAUGAGAUUAUAUGUGGGUCGUAACCAAGUUUCGAAUUCAAUUUCAAACUUACAUUCACGUAUAAACGUGAAUUUGUGUAUAUAUAUUUAUAUAUACCUUAUAAGAGAAAAAAAUCCAUUCUAUGGAUCUCGAGUAUUCUAACUAAAUAUAAAUUCUGUCCAUUUUUUUUAAUUACGAAAAAUAAUUUAAAUGGGAAAAAAAUUGAAUAAUUAUGCCGUUGAGAAAUUUAAAAACGUUUUCUGUUUUUAAGACUGAUUCAUUUAAGACUAACAAGUUUAUUUCCAUAAAAGAAUUAUUUUUUUUGUUCUCCGUGUAAAAAAAGUUUGAAAAAGUGUUUGACUAUUCUAAGCUCAAAAUGUGACGACUAACUUUUUUUAAACUUUUGAAGUUCGAGAGAAAAGUUAAUAAAUAUCUUGAUAUUAUUAAGAUAUGUUGAAACAAAAAACGUUCAGAAAUGGUUCAAUAUUAGUUUUUUUCUGAACGUAUUUUCCACCGAAAAAAAUGAUGAAAUCUAUCGCUUUUAAUGAAGCGUCAAGGAAAUGUUGCAAAUGAGUCAAAAACUUAAUAUUCAAAAAAAUCAGAGGAAUAGGAUCAGGAUAAGUUAAUUAAAACUCAUAUUUAUUCGCGACGUUUCGGCUUUUAUUAAGCCUUCCUCAGGCACUCUGAAAAAAUGUACCACAACAAUCAUUUACAAAAUACAAUCAAUAUUAAAACAAUAGUCGUACAAAACAUACCAUAAAUAACGUGUUUGCUAAUGCACUAUGACAAGGAUUUAUAAGAUUGACUAUUGUUUUAAUAUUGAUUGUAUUUUGUAAAUGAUUGUUGUGGUACAUUUUUUCAGAGUAACUGAGGAAGGCUUAAUAAAAGCCGAAACGUCGCGAAUAAAUAUGAGUUUUAAUUAACUUAUCCUGAUCCUAUUCCUCUGAUUUUUUUGAAUAUUAAAUUUUCACCAAGGAUCGGAAACAUCAUCAUAAUGAGUCAAAAACGUUAAUUUGUAAUGUGUGAAUGUAGCAGACAUCAAACAAAUUUAAAACUAAAUAAAUCGUAAAUUUCUUAUUCAUUGUUUCAAAUAUUAAUUUAUUUUAUACCGUAAGAUGGACGGUGGAGUUGAUUUUGAGAUUUGCAAUAUACGACUAAUCGUGGAAAUGAAUAGGAAAAUUCAUGAUUAUCCUCAUCCAUCUCCACCCAUCUACACCCAUCCUGAUUGAUCCUCAUACAUUCUCAGUAAAUGGUUCGUUUCGUACUUGAAAGUAGUAAAUUUCUUAUUCAUUGUUCCAAAUAUUAAUUUCUAUUAAAUAGAGUAAAUAAUUGAAAAAAAAUAUUUAUAAAAAAUGCACUUAUUAAUUUCAAAAUUUUUUAAAUGCGCAUUUUUUCAAAUUUUGUUUUAUUAAUUAUUUACUCUAUUUAUUAAUAAUUUUAAAUUUGUCUAAUGUCUGUUACAUUUACACUCAUAAUUUGUAGUAUUGUCAAUUGUUUUUUUCUUUGUAUUUUCAUAAGUUUAAAAAAAGUUUGUCACUGUUUCACAUUUUGAAGUUUAGAAUAGACACCACUCUUGCAACGAUUUUUUUUUACACGGGUGACAUAAUGAAAAAUGAAUAAAACAUAAAUUUAUAUUUCAUAUUAAAACAUAAAUAACAAUUAAAAUGUUGUUCACUGUACAUUUAAGCGUGUAUAUCAAUUCUUAUACAUUACCAAAAGUGUGGAAGAUAUAUAUUUAAUAACAUAAAUAUAUUAUAAUCUAUGAACCAGUUUACUUAUGAAAGUAUUAUUAAUUAUCGUUUUUACUAUUAUUUUUUUUUUUUUGAGCUGGUAUUCUCAUGACAUUUUUUUUUUAUUUGACACAAUUAGUGUUCUAUUAAUUUUAAACAAUUUUACCGCUGAUUUUCUAUAAAAAA
Molecule: messenger RNA, 5753 nt
Organism: Microplitis mediator
Lineage: Eukaryota; Metazoa; Arthropoda; Insecta; Hymenoptera; Braconidae
Gene: Fas2
Product: fasciclin-2
Exons: 9
Coding region: 449-3142 (897 amino acids)
Biological process (GO): cell adhesion
Cellular component (GO): membrane; neuron projection
Molecular function (GO): protein binding
Source: RefSeq, a predicted model, not a curated record